AUGAAAAAGCUCAACGUUAUUACACAGAGCGUCUACUUCAAGUUCCACAUUGAGGCUCGGAGCAGUAACGCUGCCAAACCGCCGUCCAGUGCGACGGCUGCGGCCGCCGGAAGCACCAAGCCGACAGAGUCCAAGAAAGCGAUCACCAUCACUUUCAGCAGCCUGAAGCCCAAACCCAAGAUCUUUGUAGGAGCCGCUUUCUUCGGCACGGGGAAGAAACCGACGUCCAUGUACAAGAAAUCUGCACCGAAAUCCUCCACCAGGCCGCCGGUGAAGAACAAAGCCACAAAGCCGCCCGCUGCCACGACGAGCCAGCAGCAGAAACCUCCUGCUCAGACUCUCGUCCAGCCGGUGGAAGCAGAAGAGAAGCAGCCGAUCACCAAACAGAGACCGAAGUUUGAUCCGUCAGACUGGAUGGACGAGCAGCCUGAAACUCCACAGCAGCCAUUAAGCUCUCCUAAACUGCUGUCAGAGAAAUACGGGAUCACCAAGAAGCUGAAGAUUGUGUUGACAAGAACCCCGACCUCGAGUUCUGCAUCCAUAGCGUCGCUCAUUACCCGGGAUGUUCCUCUGACAGACGGUGUCUCUGAGCCCGUCUUCGACCUGAGUGAUAUAAGUCCCACCAGUGCUGCUGCCAGUCCGCCCAAAGAGUCUGCAGCGGUGUAUCCCAUCUUUGGCUCCGCCUCCAAGAGGUUAAGGAAAGCUCUGCAGUCCCCAGUGUCCUGCAGCACCCCCUCUGGCCAGACAACGUCACUGCAGACUAUUUCUGCAGCCAAAGAGCGAACUGUUCGCAGGAGGAAGGAGAAACAGGACGACGACCAGCUCAUCAUCGACGCAGGCCAGAAGCAGUUUGGAGCGACGACCUGCAGCUCCUGUGGGAUGGUGUACAGCGCCGACAACCCGGAGGACAACUUCCAACACAACCAGUUCCACCAGCGCUUCCUCGACUCCAUCAAAUUCGUGGGCUGGAAGAAGGAGCGGGUGGUGGCCGAGUUCUGGGAUGGAAAAAUCCUCCUCGUCAUGCCAGACGACCCCAAAUACGCCAUCAAAAAGGCCGAGGAGGUGCGGCGCGUAGCGGACAACGAGUUGGGUUUCCAGCAGGUGACUCUGAGCAGACCCACGCAGGCCAAGACCUACCUCUUCAUCAACACGGAGCGCAUGGUGGUGGGCUGUCUCGUCGCUGAACCCAUACGUCAGGCCUACAGAGUCCUCGAGCAGCCGGACCGGCACAAAGACAUGAUGAAGGACGACUUCAUGGAGCGACACCGAGCCUGGUGCUGCUCCACCGUCCCAGAACAGGCUCUGUGCGGGGUCAGUCGGAUCUGGGUCUUCAGUCUGGCCCGACGGCAGAGCAUCGCCACGCGCAUGCUGGACACCGUCAGGAGCAGCUUCAUGUACGGCAGUCAUCUCACCAAGGAAGAAAUCGCCUUCUCUGACCCGACGCCCGACGGCAAACAGUUCGCCACCAAGUACUGCGACACGCCCACCUUCCUCGUGUACAACUUCAUUGCGUGAAGAGUUGAAUGAAGGACGUGGAUUAAAGGAACUCUUUUAACUGACGCAGAUUAACACUUCAGGUUCUCGUAUGCAACGCAAUAACUGUGGAGGUUUUAAUGUUUACUUUGUGUUGACAGUUCAGUAGGUGUAGAGUUUAAGAGUUCUCGCUCAGUAUUUAUACUCGGUACGCCUCUACUGCUGCAGAUGUUUGUAUAUUGGCAGUGCUUUCUAUCCAGAUGUUUAUAUUCUGCUUUACAUUUCACAUGUUCUGAAGAUCGUUUGUUUGAUCUUAUUGGAGGAUUUGUUGGGAUCAUUUUGAUACGUUGAUGUAAAUGUUCAGGUUGGUUUUUUUUAGUUUUCUGGACAUUUUUGAAGGAAAAUAUGUUGAUAGACGAUGCCGUCAUUGUUUAAAGGCGAUCUACUUUGUAAAUACAGUUAAUAAACAUCGUCAUUGUUUUAU
Messenger RNA from Morone saxatilis (striped sea-bass), 1957 nucleotides. It is a transcript of the gene esco2, whose product is annotated as establishment of sister chromatid cohesion N-acetyltransferase 2. Bases 1 to 1515 code for a protein of 504 amino acids. Lineage: Eukaryota; Metazoa; Chordata; Actinopteri; Moronidae. The record is from RefSeq and is a predicted model, not a curated record. Gene Ontology annotation, biological process: mitotic sister chromatid cohesion. Gene Ontology annotation, cellular component: nucleus; chromatin. The transcript has 12 exons. Gene Ontology annotation, molecular function: protein-lysine-acetyltransferase activity.